Molecule: messenger RNA, 2087 nt
Organism: Sciurus carolinensis (gray squirrel)
Lineage: Eukaryota; Metazoa; Chordata; Mammalia; Rodentia; Sciuridae
Product: zinc finger protein 215-like
Exons: 4
Coding region: 205-1119 (304 amino acids)
Source: RefSeq, a predicted model, not a curated record
CAGCAAAGAUGUGGUGACUCUCAUAGAAGAUGUGAGGGAAAUGCUCCAAGACAAAGGUAUACCCUGCAAGAACUGUGUCCUUCAGAAUGGGAGCACAAGGGAGGAGAAGGUGGAAACUGACUCACUAACAGGGAAGCCACAGCUCAUCCACUUUCCAAACCAAUUGAGAUCCCCAAAUUGGAGAGUAAGAAGGAAAGAUGGAUAAUGGAAGGAGAAGUCCCAAGAAGGACCAUUUGGGACCUGGAAACUGUUUCAGAAGGUGAAGAUUCAGUCCCAAAGCAGAGGGUUUCUAUAGAAGAAUUAUCCUGUGGAGUAAUUAUGACAAGGUUUACCAAAAGUGAACAUCAUUUCUUAGAAGGCUGGAAAAGUGAGGGUUGGUUACAUGGAACCCAGAAAAAUCAGAACAUGAGUUUGAUGCAAGAGGCUUUCAUUCAUAAAACUGUCUGUACUGAAGAGGGAGAUUCUGAAUGUAAUGAAAAUAAGAAAAACUUUAAGUCACUUAGCUCUAUUUGGGAUAUACAACAGGGAAUUCCUAUGGGAAAGGGUCCCACAAAAGAACACAAGUUUAAAACUAAUUUCAAAUUCAAUUCAGAAUCAGUGGGUAAGCAACAUUUAGAAUAUAAUGAAUGUGGAAAUGCCUUGAGUCUAAGUACACAUAUUAUUCAACCCCAAAAAAGUCACACUACAGUGAAUUUCUACAAAUGUCACCAAUGUGGAAAAGCCUUCAGCCGGACUUCAUCUCUCAUUCGACAUCAGAUCAUUCACACUGGAGAGAAACCCUAUAAAUGCAGUGAAUGUGGGAGAUCGUUCAACCGAAAUACAAACCUUAUAAAACAUAAAAAAAUUCACACUGUGGCAAAGACUUAUGAAGACAAUAAAUGUGGAAAAGCCUUGUGUAAGAGUGAAGACAGUAACAAAAACCCAAGACUCCAUUCUAGAGACAGUCCUUUUGAAUGUGUUGACUGUGGAAAAUCCUUCAACCGCAGCUCUUCCCUUAUUCGACAUCAAAUGAUUCAUACAGGAGAGAAACCAUUCAAAUGUAAGGACUGUAAGAAAACCUUCAACAGACAUUCGAACCUUAUUAAACAUCAAAAACUUCACACUAGAGAUAAAUCCUGAAGAGGAAGAAAUACUAGAUUACCUUCAGAGUGCAGAACUCAUUCAGCAUCCAUGAAUUUAUGCUAGAGGGAAUCCCGUGAAUGUAAGAAAACAUUUGUCACAGAUUAUUCUUUAAAUGAUGUAACAAUGAAUAUUGGGGAAAAAUCUGUUUGAGGAAUCUUUUCCAGAUUCCCAAAUGAAGCCACAAGGGUUUGAAAGUAAGACAAAAGACUAGUAUAGUAGCAUGUUUUUGAUUAUUUUGAUGUAACCCUCACCUUUCUCUAGUCCUUAAAUAGAAUUGUAGCAUACCUGUGUUUACCUGAUUUAUUAAUGAAGUAUCUAUUGGGGGAAGCCAAACAAUAUUGUUGAUGAUAUUUAAUAUCAAACUCUUGGUCCUUAAAAGGACAUACAUGUGCAUACACUCAUACACACACACACACACACACACAAAGAGCUUUUGAGGAUAUCCAAGGACUCAGUGGGAAAGAGCACAGUGACAGGCUGUUCCUCCACCCUUGACAAUAUCCUUGGCAACUAGAAUUGGGAGAAACUUAUCAAUUUUAAUUGGAGAUGGGUGUCAUUUUGUUCUGUUAUAUGUAGUCUUAAAAUCUACAUGUGUUUUAAAAAGUACUUUGUGAGAUCUAGGAGAAACAUCCAUAGCCUUAGGUCUGCCAUUCAUUCCAAACAUUCUGAGGUCAAUAAAGUGUCCUACUGCUCUGACUGUGCACCAGAAAUGUGUUUACUAUAAGCUACCUCAGGGUCCCAAAUGGUUUCUUGAGCCAAGAAGCAUGUCUUAAUCUACCCAAAGUGAUUGAUACUGGAGACUAUCCCAAUAAAUAAUGAUGGUAGCUUUUUGUCAGAUUUCCAGACUAGUAGAAAAGUCAAAUCUCCCUCUAUCACUCUCUUAUAAGUAUUCUUUUACAAAUAUAUUUGUAAAAUUACAUGCAGAGCCCACCCAGUUAAUCCAGAUAAUUUCCUCAUCUUAAAAU